UCAAAAAUAAAAGGUCUUAAAAUGCAACUAUUUUCCAUUGUCUGCCUAAUGUUUUCCCUAUGUGGGUUGGUAAUGGCCUUAAAGGACCCAAGCUGCGGUGUUAAGUAUCGAGGCGUCGGCCUGUGCAAAAUGUGGAUAACAAAAAUCGUUUACACGCCCAGUAAAAACUUCUGCAGGACAGAGGGCGUUGCUGGAUGUUACGCCGAAGGGACCUUCUUCGAUAGUAUUGAAGCCUGCGAAGCUAAGUGCAAGGAGUAAAGCUGAAAGAUUUAAACAAAAGGGUUAAUAAAGAAGCCUUAUUACGUCUC
Messenger RNA from Drosophila eugracilis, 308 nucleotides. RefSeq lists its product as uncharacterized. Gene Ontology annotation, molecular function: serine-type endopeptidase inhibitor activity. The transcript is spliced from 2 exons. The record is from RefSeq and is a predicted model, not a curated record. The coding region runs from base 22 to 258 and encodes 78 amino acids. Lineage: Eukaryota; Metazoa; Arthropoda; Insecta; Diptera; Drosophilidae.